CCUCGAUAUAAAUAACCGACCACCGUUGAUGGAUGUCGGCGGCAUGUCCCAUCGCCCGAUGAAGACGAAGGUCCAGGCAUUGCAGCCAACCACCGCCGCAGUACCACGCAAGUCAACUCCCAUUCAAGUACCCUAGACGCCAAGCAGCAAGCGGCAGUCGCUGUCCUCGCAAAAGCCGCCGGCCCCGUGUUCGCCAAGCCGUAUAAAGGCGACCUUUUUGGCACUCGCACUAACAGCAUCGACGGCAUGCUCUACCUCUCGCGCAUCACGGUUAAGGACCAGCUCAAGAACAACGUGCCCACGACCCUGCAUGCCGCCCCCGUGAACACGGCACUCCCCAAGCAUCUCGACAGUCCCGCCCAGGACAUCAACGAGGUCGGGUACCGCACCAAGAAACGGCAGUGUGCCAAGACGUUCGAGCGCAUGAUCUACUCGCGCCUGUCACCGGCGUCAUCCAGUGAAUUUGGGGCACCCACUCCCAAGGACAAGGGCAUGAAGUCGCUUCUCGACAACGGCAUCGUACCGGCUCUCGUCUCCCUUGCGGCGGUCCCCGACACUCAAACGCAACUGCAUUGUGCCAAAGCCUUCUACGGGCUCGCCCAAGUGCCUUGCACGCGCCGCCUCCUCGUGCUGAACAACAUUGUCGGCACCAUUUCGCUCCUCGUGCGUCAUGGCGACGCCAUCCGCAGCAAGUUUAAGCAAGACCUGGCGGCGAUAGUUGGGCACAUCACCGAGGAGAGCUUCCUCGAAGACAAGCUGCUCCACGACGGCGUGGAUCGGGUGCUCGUGAAGCUCUACCACGGCCACAACGCCGAGACGAAGCGGCUCGUCGCGCUCUCGUUCUUCAACCUGUCGCACAACUCGAGCCAGCUCAAGCACUUCAUCGACGUGUUCACGCAGUGCAUCACGAGUGUGUGCAAGACCAUGAGCCCGGCGUCGCAUCCGUCCAAGGCCACGCUCUUGCUCUUGCAGGCGCUGUUCAACCUCACCCAGACCCAGUCGUUCCACAACGCCCUCAUGGCCGAGAACGUCCACCGGGUGCUGUCGCUGCCCCUCGCCCACUUUUGCAAGUGCCACCAGCACAAAAUACGCCCCACCGAGUCGGUCGAAGACGACUCGAUUGAGUUUGGCCUCAAGGGGCUGUUUAUGCUCGCGGCCACCAAGAACGGCCGACAGCACAUUGUACAGGAUGGAUUGAUUCCAAACAUCGUCGCAUGCUUGGUGCUUGGAGGCGUUGUGGCCGACACUGUGUGCAUCAUCCUGUACCAGCUGUCGAUGGACGAGACCUGUCGGGAUGCGGUGGUUCAUGACCUGGCGGCCGUCGUGGACAACAUCGUCCACUGCUCGUCGUACGGGUACUUCACCGUGUCGUGGGUGCUUCGGCACUUGUGCGCCACCAAAGCCAACUUCCCCGCGCUUGUCGACGCCGGUGUCGUGCCCGUGCUCAUGCAAAUGUCUCGCGACUCGCACGACGAGGUCAAACUCAACGGCAUCAGCUGCAUGUGCUGUCUGCUGCAGUGCGACCUCCGUCUCAACAACGCCCUCACGUGCAUGGAGCGCAUCAUUCUGGACCUGGUGCAGCUGCUCCAGUCCGACGUCGAGUCCAUCGUGGUCUUUGCCAUCACGGCGCUGUUCAACUUGGCGUGCAAUGACACCCUCACCCCGUUCCUCUCGGCGCCGUCCACGGGCGUCGUGCUCUCCCUCAAGGACCUCCUCCAUCGUCACCCCUCGGAGAAACUCACGACGGUCCUCCUCCCGCUGGUCUACCAGCUCGCCCCCACCACCCGAGCGCUCAUGCUGCAGUCGGGUUUCUUUGACUUCGUCGCAGGCGCCAUAUCGACCACCACCGGACCCGCUCGCCACGCCGCAUUGGACACGAUGGUGCAGUUUACACUGGAAGCGGAGGCGUUCCCCCAAGGAACGGAGGACGUCCGGAGCCUCGUCAAGGCGCUGUACACCCUCAAAACCAACAACGACACGAUCGCCCUCCGGUCCUGCGUCUCGCUCCUGGCGCACCUCACGACGUCCCCCAAGAACCGCGACCUGCUGCUCAAGACCGGCUGCGCUGUGUGCCUCGCGCGCAUCUGCAACACCGCGGACGACUUCAUCAUGGCCAACUGCGCGUACAUCCUGUUCUGCUUCACCGAGACCCUGGACGCCGUGGAGGUGAUCGUGCGCGAGGAGGCCAUCCCCGUGCUCAUCCAGCUGAGCCGCGCCUCCAACGACACUGUCAAGGAGCUGUGCAUUUUGAGCUUUUGCCGUAUUUCUGCGCAUGGUAACAACAUGGAGACCAAGCUCGUCGAGCAAGGCGCGAUCGCGGCGGCCAUGAUCAUGGCGCUGGUCGCGACCAAAAGCGACCAGAUCAAAACGUUGUGCGUGAAGAUCAUCUCCAACUGCCUCUCUCUCCAAGCCAAGCACUGCACGCGCACCAUGAUCGACCACGGCGUGUUCUGGGCCCUCAGCUCGCUGUCGACUCUGCCGUUUGCCGACACUAAGCACGCGUGUGCCACAUGCUUCUGUAACCUGUCGGCGGCGUACCCGCUCAAGAUGGUCGAGGCGGGGGUCCCCCGGGCACUCGUGCAGGUCGUCGAAACGGGCGACGGCCCAACCAUCGUCAUUGCGCUCGAGGCGAUUGCCAACCUCCUCCACAACGACAAGGCGUGUGGCAUUCUCGUGAACGAAGGCAUCGUCAAGAUCUUGCGGCGACUGGUCGAAGACACGAACGAAACGGUGUCUCAUGCCGCGGCCAUGGUGCUUCUCAAAACGUCCCGCGCCGACGACAGGUGCCGCGUGGAAAGUCUCCGGAGCGGCCUCGUGCCGUGGAUGCGCUCCGUGCUGCACAACGACGUGCUGGCAACCCAGAGCCUCAUCACGCUCUGCGAUUGCACGGCCAACGCCGCCGCCCAAGGCCACGUCCAUCCGCUGCAUGUGAUCGACAUUCUCCGCGCGGCGGUCCCUUCGUCUCAUCCACACCGCAUGAGCUUAUGCCUGCAAGCACUGUACAACAUGACGUGCCAGCCCUCCAAACUGCUCGAGCUCGUGCACGCCGGCGCGCACUUGUUCUUGCAACAAGGGGUGCACACCGACGACACGACUUUGAGUGUCAUGUCACUGUACAACUUGACGUGUGUGCUGGACGAAGGCGCGCUGUCGGCGCUCGUGGCCAGUGGACUCACGCGGCUACUUCAUGACACAUACCUCCUCGAUAUCGAAAAGCCGUGGUGCGUGCUGUCCAUCUGCAACCUGGCGCUGGGAAAAGUGAACUCGUCGCGUAUUGUCAUGGAGAACGGUGGGGUCGUCCUCGUCGACUUUGUUCAGUCCACCGCGUUCACGAACGACUCGUCGGGGCUCUUGAAGCCACCGAUGAUUGCCCACACCGUCUCGGCCGCGUUUCGCAAGCUAAUCAACCCCCCUGGGAACCAAAAGGUGGGCGUUUCUAUUUCGACUUAACUGACGCCGACGACCCAUAAAUUAGGCCAUGGUGGAGCUGGGGGUCGUGCGCUCGUUCGUGCGACUUCUGAACGACCCCGCGGCCGCGUACGCCGUCCGCAUCAACUGCUUGGAAUCCCUUGCCAUCCUCACGCGCAACAAAGACCACAUAUGGCGCAGCCUCGCCGACGGAUUGCUUCUGUGUAUCCUCGACAUUGUCGACCGCAACGAAGCGGAGCCUGACGCGGCCGUGGGGGCCCAUUGCUUCACGGUGCUCUCGAAUCUCUGCGCCGUGGACUUCGACGCCGCCGCGUCGCCCGCGCAUCACAACGUCCGCACCCAUGCCAAUGUGAUCGCGUACUUGACGCAGCUGUCCGAGUACAGCACUGCGAAACAAAAUUCCUCCGUCAUGGAUGUUGUGGUACCGAGCCGAGAGCGACCGCAGGUGCAAACCAAGUUCCUCGCGGCGCUUCCGCCCUGUAUCGCCGGCCACAGCGCACAUGUGUCCCCGACAUACUCGGUGCCAUGGGAAAAGUGUUUUGCAGACAAUAGACCCAGCCUCCCGCCGCCCAUUGGAAGUGUGUGGUCGCCUGUGAACAUCGCCGUCUUUACCAAGAACCUGCCUGACUCGUUCAAGCUGCCACGAUACGAGAUUCUCGAAAAGGUGCCGCUGAUUCGGGAUUAUGGUGAUACGAGCGAAGCCGCGCACAAGUAUGUCGUUGGCAUCAAGGGACUGGUGAGACUGCAAGUACACGCGCACAGCCAGGCCAUGCUCGGUCUCCGGCGGAAGAAAUUUGCAGCGACGAACCAUAUUGAGGAUCUGAAGGAUGCGAUGGAGGUAUCUGUAGCUCGUCCGUUGAGUGGCAAUACGCGCAAGGAGGUGGUCACAUCCAAGCAGGCGGUGCUGAUGAACCCCUUGAAUCGGUUAAGGGACAAGCGGUCGUCGUCGCUUAAGUAUUUAGUCCAAAAUUGAAAGAUCGGGUCAUGAUAAACCAAUAGCCAAUCAUCUUGCGCUAAUUGAGGCACCUUCGAUUUGAUUGGUUGAUGAUUGCACCAA
Aphanomyces astaci is the source of this 4486-nucleotide messenger RNA. RefSeq lists its product as hypothetical. Gene Ontology annotation, molecular function: protein binding. The transcript has 8 exons. The coding region runs from base 247 to 3450 and encodes 1067 amino acids. The record is from RefSeq and is a predicted model, not a curated record. NCBI's taxonomy places the organism in Eukaryota, Oomycota, Saprolegniomycetes, Saprolegniales, Verrucalvaceae.